Molecule: messenger RNA, 360 nt
Organism: Adineta steineri
Lineage: Eukaryota; Metazoa; Rotifera; Eurotatoria; Adinetida; Adinetidae
Source: the annotation of a GenBank genome assembly
AUGAAACAGGCUGCCAUUAGCACUUUUCUUGUUUUGAUUUUAUUACCGAUGGUGGCAUCCUUAGCCUGCUACACUUGUGUCUUGGGUAGCGCCGGCUGUAAUGAUCCAUUUAACUCAACAGGCUCAGGCGUAACUCAGACUACUAGUUGUAUUUUCUCAUGUACGAAAAUAGGAACUGCUGGUAUAAUUUCAAGAUCAUGUGCUCUUUGCGAAGCUACUCCUUGGGUUUUUGGAACUGGAGUAUCUUGCUGUUCAGACAAAGAUUACUGCAAUGGUACCUGGCGAUCCCAUGGUUAUUCAUUCACACUUGCCGGCCUUAUGGCCACAUUUUUGUUUAUACUUAAAAUCGCAUACAUUUAA